AUGGAGUCUAUUGCCAAAGAGUUUGAAAAAGUCAUUAAACGACAACGCACACUCAAGAACGAGUCGCAUACAACCAUAGAUGCACUUGUACAGCGACUCACAGAUGCCAAAGCGUUGGUAGCCUCAACUGCUCAGCAACCACAUCAGCAACAGUCUCAACUUGUUUAUAAGCACUUGCAAGCUCUGUCCAAGCCUGUUAAAGACCUGUCCACUAAACUAACCGAGGCACAUAAAGAUAUGCAGUCUGUCAUGUACAAAUACUCCAAAGUAGUCGAGAAACGCUUCAAGACAGACUUGGAUUCGAUCUGGGAUCCAAAGGCUUUCCAGGAAAAAGAGGAUAUCAUCUACCAGGCACUUGCUAUUCACUUUGUUCGCGAGGGCAGGUUUGAUAUGGCACAAGUGUUUGCUGACGAAGCUGGAUCGGUUCAGAUCCCAUCACAUCUCAAGUCAUUGUUUUUUGAAAUGUUUCAGAUCCAAGAAGCAUUGAGGAGUAAAGAUAUUACUCCUGCUAUCCAAUGGGCUACAAAACGACGUCCAGAUCUGGAGAAGCAAGGGUCGUUGCUGGAAUUUCAACUGCAUAAACUGCGAUUUAUACAGUUGCUGGUGUCGAUUGAGCCUCAUGCGGCAUUAGCAUAUGCAAAGGCCAACUUUCCCAUGUUUCCCCGACAUCUCAAAGAAAUCCAGCAACUCAUGUGCUCGAUUCUUUUUGUCAAUAAGCUAUCUCUUUCGCCAUAUGCAAGCCUGCUUAACCCUCAUCUUUGGACAGACAUUCAAACAACAUUUACUCGUGAUUUCUGUAUGCUGAUUGGACUUUCUUCAGACUCGCCAUUGUUUAUUGCUGUCACUGCAGGCACAACCGCUCUCCCCACCAUCAUUAAAAUGUCUUCUAUCAUGAAAGACAAGACUGGAUUAGAAUGGUCCCAACAGGGCGAACUUCCCGUUGAAAUCCCUUUGGUGGACGCAUACCGAUUCCAUUCCGUUUUCACAUGUCCAGUGUCCAAGGAGCCUGGAUCAGAAGAAAAUCCACCAAUGAUGAUGUUGUGUGGACAUACAGUAUGUAAGGAGACGUUGAUGCGGUUAAGCAAGAGCAAUACAAAUGUAAAGUUCAAGUGUCCAUACUGUCCCUCGGAAAGCACAGUUAGCCAAGCUAUCCGAGUUUAUUUUUGAGCAAGAUGGGACCAUGUGCAACCACUAUAGCUUUGCUCCAACUAUCCUUCAUCUCCAACUCGCCCAACCCCAAUACAGCUCACAACUGUGGAUACAAUAUCAAUAAACUGGUUGGUUUGAUU
This is a messenger RNA of Batrachochytrium dendrobatidis JAM81, 1289 nucleotides long. Its product is annotated as ubiquitin-protein ligase RMD5. Gene Ontology annotation, biological process: proteasome-mediated ubiquitin-dependent protein catabolic process. Gene Ontology annotation, molecular function: ubiquitin protein ligase activity. The transcript has 2 exons. The record is from RefSeq and is a predicted model, not a curated record. Bases 1 to 1167 code for a protein of 388 amino acids. Gene Ontology annotation, cellular component: cytoplasm; nucleus; GID complex. NCBI's taxonomy places the organism in Eukaryota, Fungi, Chytridiomycota, Chytridiomycetes, Rhizophydiales.